AUGGCCUCACUAGCUGGGAAGACGUGGGCGUGGAAAAUUUCGGAGCCGUGGUACUCAACGGAGGAAUCGACGUUCGGUUUGUUUUUCAUUUUGGUCGGAGGCAAUACGGAAAAGGAGUCGGCAGUUUCAAUCAAGUUUGAAUUCGAGAUUCUGGCAUUUCUCUUCUGUUUGCUUUUCGCCAUGGUUGAACCAGGGAAUCAUUUCGUCAUUUCUAUCCAACCAGAAAAAAUAAUUAUUUUCUUUCUAUCUAUCUAUCUAUCUAUCUAUCUAUCUAUCUAUCUAUCUAUCACAGUUCAUUAUCUACCUGUCUGUCUAUCUAUCUAUCUGAAUCCAUUCAUUAUCUAUCUACCUAUCUAUCUAUCUAUCUAUCUAUCUAUCUAUCUGAAUCCAUUCAUUAUCUAUCUACCUAUCUAUCUAUCUAUCUAUCUAUCUAUCUAUCUGAAUCCAUUCAUUAUCUAUCUACCUAUCUAUCUAUCUAUCUAUCUAUCUGAAUCCAUUCAUUAUCUAUCUACCUAUCUAUCUAUCUAUCUAUCUGAAUCCAUUCAUUAUCUAUCUACCUAUCUAUCUAUCUAUCUAUCUGAAUCCAUUCAUUAUCUAUCUAUCUACCUAUCUAUCUAUCUAUCUAUCUGA
This is a messenger RNA of Acanthosepion pharaonis, 630 nucleotides long. Lineage: Eukaryota; Metazoa; Mollusca; Cephalopoda; Sepiida; Sepiidae. The record is from the annotation of a GenBank genome assembly.